CACUCCAUCAGAAAAGUUGCGGAACUCCCAUUUAUGGGGCAUCAGAGCAGCCAACUUGCUUCCAAGUCCUAGAAGAGCUGUCUUCGAGACUUGUGGGAGUCUAAGGGUAGGGAGAGGACGGGCAGACAAAGAGAAGGCCGCCACUGGAGAAGGGAUUUAGACGAGAUGCUCCCCUCUCCAUCCAAACGAAUCGCUCACCUUACGGAUUCCCUGGGUCGGUCUGUGUGAAUUGGGGAUGCCCAGGUAUUCACCCCGCGUUAAUCGGUUGCUCGAGCGGCUUUCGCUCCGAAGUCCUCGAUCUCCCGCCUUCAUCGAGCAAAGACAACCUCCGUUGCGGCACGACACUGUAACGAAGAGAUUCGCACUCGCAAUGACUACGAACCUGGCCGCAUUAAUCUCUAGGAAGAUUAGUGAGCUUCCAUUGGAUAAGGCGGCAGAUGAUGAGGAAGAGGACCAAGUAUCACUGGCUGUGGAUGAUCUGACUUUGGCGAUCACAAGAGCUGCUGUUGAAGAGGAGAAUGAUCGAGCUCAAAACAAUGAUCAAGCCGUUUCCAAGCUCGCCGUCGCCAGCCAAACCAAUCUCACGAUCACCCCUGGUCAAGCCAACUCCACCAACAUUGGCAGCCACACCAAUCCCAUGGCUGUCAUUAAUCAAGCCAAUUCCAGGCUCAUCGCUCUGCCCCCAGAACUGCAGCUGAGGGUCUUCGAUUUGCUCGACCGCUGCUCCUCAACCUGUCUGGGCCUGACUACUCGCAUAUUCUACCGCCUCCACAGGGCAGCUCGAGGCAAGGUUCCACUCUGCGCCUUCUAUUUCAUCCCCGGGGCCCCAGAUUGCCGUGGCUUUCGUCUGCACGUUUUGCUGAAGGAGUGGGCUGGUCCAGAGUUAUUGUACUGUGAGAUCAGAGACAAGUUCGUCAACCACACCAGUUUAGAGAUCGAGCGAAUUGAGCGUGCCAAGAUUCCCAAGAACCCGUGCAUACGAUACUGCUGCCAUGGGUUGAACCUGGAAAGUGCCAUUGAAAUUGCGGCGAUACAGCGACGGGACAAUCAGGAGAAGAGGAAGGAUGCUAAGGAGGCUGGGAAAGCUUCGUACUGGUGGGUCUAGGCAUAGACUCUCUGGUCUGGAGGCAGUAUCUGGAGGGUGGCCAAGGAGCUGUACAAAGAAGAAUUGGUUCAUUAGGGAAAUAGUCAAGGAGCUGUAGGGUAAGGAUCCGUGCCAGCGGACUCUUUUCAUGUUCUCAAUAAGUAAUAUGGGCACAAAGUGAGCAUUUGUGGCAUAGCCAUCAAAAGUACCUUUACUAAGAAUAUCAGGGGGAAAAUGAGAAUUUGAUGAAUUCAUCUCCAGUUCUCCUGGCAUACAAAGGGGAAUUUAAUAUUGAAAGGC
Molecule: messenger RNA, 1384 nt
Organism: Hyaloscypha bicolor E
Lineage: Eukaryota; Fungi; Ascomycota; Leotiomycetes; Helotiales; Hyaloscyphaceae
Exons: 3
Coding region: 236-1105 (289 amino acids)
Source: RefSeq, a predicted model, not a curated record